CUUGUACUAUUCUUCUCAUCUCCAGCUUUGCAUCAUUUAAUGUCCCCAUCCAUCACAAUCUCUCAAACUCAAUCAACUUCCCACUGCCCUAAGAAAUUAAUAAUCCAAAUUUCGGAAUCAACAAAACCUCAACACCUCUUUCAUGGAUUCGUAGAAAACGAAACCCCCAAUACAUCGCCGACAACUUAAUCCCUGCAAAAAAAUGUCUAUAACAACCGCGAACAAUUCUCCAAGCCGAUCUUCCGAUGAUAUCAUCGAUACGACGCCGUUGCUUAGUCCGGGUAAUGGAGGGUCCAACGAGGAGACAACGAGCAACGCCAAUUCCAAUAGCCGCAGACCACCCAUCCGGCGCCGGGGACUUCGAGAAGCAGCUAGACUCCUGCGUCGGGCUAGUAGCCGCCGCUUGAUGCGGGAGCCCUCGAUGCUGGUGCGUGAGACCGCCGCAGAGCAGCUUGAGGAGCGCCAGAGUGACUGGGCCUACUCGAAACCCGUGGUGGUGCUCGACGUUAUAUGGAACUUAGCCUUUGUGGUAGUGGCCGUCUCUGUUCUCAUCCUCAGCCGAUACGAGAAGCCGGAUAUUGCAUUGAGGCUGUGGAUUAUUGGGUAUGGGCUGCAAUGCCUGCUGCAUAUGGCUUGUGUCGUGAUUGAGUUUCGGAGGAGAAGGAGAAGGCAGAUGAUGCUGAGUUCCGGAUUUAGUUCUGGGGAUGGUGGAAAUGGGAGCAAUGGUAAUUUGAGAUCUGGGUCGAGAGGGGACUCCCAACAAUACGUGACAUUGGCACAAUUUGAGGAGGAGGGCACGAGUCUGGCAAAGCAUCUGGAAUCUGCAAAUACGAUGUUUUCGUUUAUCUGGUGGAUCAUUGGGUUCUACUGGGUAUCCGCUGGUGGCCAAACUUUGGCACGUGAAUCCCCGCAGCUCUACUGGCUUUGUAUAAUUUUUCUUGGUCUUGAUGUGUUCUUUGUUGUGUUCUGCGUUGCACUGGCAUGUUUUAUCGGCAUUGCUGUUUGCUGCUGUCUUCCAUGUAUUAUUGCAAUCUUGUAUGCAGUGGCUGACCAGGAAGGAGCAUCUAAAGAAGAUAUUGACAUGCUGUCAAAAUAUAAGUUUCGAAGGGUUGGUGAUGACGAGAAAGUUACUGGUGAUGGACGAGAAUCUAUUGGAGGAAUAAUGACUGAAUGUGGCACAGAUGCACCCUUUGAGCGUUCUCUUUCCCCUGAAGAUGUGGAGUGUUGCAUCUGCCUUUCUGCAUAUGAUGAUGGAAUUGAGCUAAGGGAACUUCCUUGUCACCAUCAUUUCCACUGUGCCUGUGUAGAUAAGUGGCUCUAUCUUAAUGCUACAUGUCCUCUCUGCAAGUACAAUAUCCUAAAGAGUAGUAGCCAAGACAGGGAGGAAGUAUAAAAGUAUUGCAAAUCCUUCUUACUAGUGCUCUCUCGGACUCUGCAUGCUGUUCUGGCAUGACUCCUAAGAUCUUCCCGCUGUCGAGUGUGGAAGUAGAGUGACUAGAGAGUCACUGCAGGAUUUCAAAUUGUUAUUGUGGUCGUAGUAACAUAUAUUCUGUAGUGGUGGUGUUUGUGUUUCUGUGUACAUAUUUUGUGGUAGCAACUUCCUUGUCACCAUUAUGUCCCAAAUGACACUUGUUUUAUCCCCUUACUUUUAUCUCCUUGUUUUUACUGGUUAGGGGACUUGAUGAUAAGUUACUGGUUUCUGUCACUCCAAUUUACAGUUAUAUUAUGCUUUAAGCAACUCUUUCGGAUAUAAGUUAUUGUAAGAGAUUUGUUUCACCCUGUAUCAAUUCAAAUAAAUUGUUUCAUCAUGAAGGUUGU
Molecule: messenger RNA, 1818 nt
Organism: Tripterygium wilfordii
Lineage: Eukaryota; Viridiplantae; Streptophyta; Magnoliopsida; Celastrales; Celastraceae
Product: E3 ubiquitin-protein ligase At1g63170-like
Exons: 5
Coding region: 203-1393 (396 amino acids)
Source: RefSeq, a predicted model, not a curated record